Messenger RNA from Effrenium voratum, 600 nucleotides. The record is from the annotation of a GenBank genome assembly. NCBI's taxonomy places the organism in Eukaryota, Dinophyceae, Suessiales, Symbiodiniaceae.
AUGGCGGGCGCAGAGGUGGACGCGCUGGCAGCGGAAAUCCGACAGCUGAAGGCGGAGCUGAAGGCUCAGGGUCUCUCAUCCUCUCAGAUCAACGGCCACCAGGUGGUGCUUGAGAAGGUCCAGAGGCUUCAAAGCCUGAAGAGCCAGCUGGCGAGUGAUGAUCCUCGCACGGAUCAGGCCUUUUUUGCGCGCCAGAAAGAGGAGGUGGAUGCUGCUCAGAAGCGCAAACAGGCGGAGGCUGCCUCCCAGCGUGCAGAGCUGAAGGCCGCCGAGGAGCAGGCCCCGCAGCCGCUGAUCCAGCGGAAAAUCUUUCACCUCUUCCAGCACGCAGGUUCGGGUCCCACCUUUCACUACGAGCCACCGCCACGAUUGAACAGCAAGGACUGUGGCUUUGGUGAAGGGAAGGACCCUCAUCCACCCGUGUACAUCACCGAGAAGUGGGAUGGGACGACCAUGCAGGCAACAUCCAGACACAUCUUCAAGCGCUUGGACCUGUGGGGGAGACGCCGCGAUGGAGAUCCCUCCCAGCGCUACAGCAUCCGGCUGCUGGGCUGGCGGGAGGCGGGACCACAGCGUUCGGGUGAGACGAGCGAGCGAUAG